Messenger RNA from Hermetia illucens (black soldier fly), 1153 nucleotides. RefSeq names its product protein bric-a-brac 2-like. Gene Ontology annotation, biological process: regulation of transcription by RNA polymerase II. NCBI's taxonomy places the organism in Eukaryota, Metazoa, Arthropoda, Insecta, Diptera, Stratiomyidae. The record is from RefSeq and is a predicted model, not a curated record. Gene Ontology annotation, cellular component: nucleus. The transcript is spliced from 4 exons. Gene Ontology annotation, molecular function: protein binding; zinc ion binding. The coding region runs from base 91 to 1002 and encodes 303 amino acids.
AAGACCCAAUCACAAAUAGUCGGUGUCAACCCAGAAGUUUAUUUACCAUUUGUUGAUAGUUGUGGAUAUCACGUAAUUUAAUCAGGGUAAAUGGAUUCAUCGGAGGAAUCAUCUCUUUAUGCCCUCAAUUGGAGUUACUUCGACCGGAACCUAAGGAGUGCAGUUUCAAACUUUCGCUCGCUGAAGCGAUAUUCGGACGUAACGUUCCUGUGCCAGGACAAAACCCUGUAUGGACAUAAAAUCAUUUUGCAUGCCGGGAGCGACUACUUCCGCGAACUGUUUGAAGACCACCGUGCCAGCAACAAUCUCGUGAUUUAUAUGUACCACGUUAAAGGAGUUGUUUUGAAGAAAUUACUGGAGUACCUUUACUGCGGAGAAGUCCAGGUGGAAAAGAAGUACCUGCCGGAGUUUAUCAUGCUGGGACAAAGUCUCAAAGUAAAAGGAUUGGUGAAUCGGACAGAAGAUACAUCCAAACAAUCUACAGAGAAUGAUCAGAUGAAAUUUAAACGGAAAAAGUUGGAAGAAUAUAUUUUAACAAAAAAUAAAAAAUCAAAGGGUGACGCGGGCGAAAAUGAUGAAUUGACACUUCCUGACGAAGAGGAUGCAAGUACCGACGAGGAACCGGAGCAAGAUAAACCAAAACAGGAAUCUUUGGAAGAAAAAACAGAAAACCCUCUAGAAAGUGCAGACAGUAGUAUUAUUUUAGCGAAGCCAGGGGCGCCCGAUGAAGACGAAGAUCAGUUAACGUCACAUUUCCAUCGAGCUGUUACAAAAAGUUACACACGAUACCAGAGAUUAGUAGCAAAUAUCAGAAAGACAGAAAGCGGCCCACAUGAAAUGACGAAAGGCACUCGUAGACGAUGUGGUCAAUGUAGUAUACAAAAGCUGGAAAAACGGACUAGUUACUAUUGCCGAACAUGUAACAUAGCUUUAUGUCGAGAAUGUUUUGAACCGUUUCAUAAAACAUUUGAUGGUGGAGAUGGGUCCAAAGGAGCAGCGUGAUUAUCGUUUGUAUAACGUAGGCACAAAUAGUUAUUUCUACAAAUUUUCAAUUAUGCAAAGAUAAAUUAUUGUUUUGUGUUUUCUUCUGGUAAGAAAAUUGUUCAUGUGGAUAAUUGUCUAUUCUGGAAUUAAAAAAGUGACAUCAAUUUAA